Molecule: messenger RNA, 3481 nt
Organism: Phymastichus coffea
Lineage: Eukaryota; Metazoa; Arthropoda; Insecta; Hymenoptera; Eulophidae
Gene: INTS7
Product: integrator complex subunit 7
Exons: 12
Coding region: 448-3333 (961 amino acids)
Biological process (GO): snRNA 3'-end processing
Cellular component (GO): integrator complex
Source: RefSeq, a predicted model, not a curated record
CAAAUUCAGUAGGGGAUUGUCCACACGGGAUCCCUCUUCCUUCCUGAUCUCGGACUCCAAAGCCGUCCUCGUCCAAGAUUUUAUACGCACACGCCAUCUCUAUAACUUCGAACUUAGUGCUAAGUUUCAUAAUGAAUGCGAGAUAUGCAUCUUAAUCUAUGAACUUAAAGUUAUAAAGAUGGUGUUGUGCAUACAAAAACUUGGACGGGGACAGCCCCGGAGUCGGGAAGGAAAAGGUAUCCCGACCGUCCCAUGGACACUCCCGACGGCGAACGCGACGUGGCGUUAUCGCAACAUGGUCCUACUCUCAAGUCUCACAGUCCCACACGAGAAGAUGUGCACCUCAGUAGAUCAAUGAUGUCACACAACACACAUGUGCAUGCAGAAUGAUGUAGUAGUUAGCAGAGUUAUUCAAGAUUAACUAUCAUUGUAUAACCAACUUUUGAUAUGAUCAACAUGAGAAUGAAUGCUCUCAAUGAAUCAACUACUGGUGAACCAGAACAAGAUGCCAAUUCAGCUUUGAUUGAACUCGAUAAAGGGCUACGUUCUACUAAGAUUGGUGAACAAUGUGAAGCCAUUGUCAGAUACCCUAAACUUUUUGAAAAAUAUCCAUUUCCAAUAUUGAUUAAUUCAUCCCUUCUGAAAUUAGCUGAUGUUUUUCGAGUUGGAACUAAUUUUCUGAGAGUAUGGGUUUUAAGGGUGUUUCAACAGAGUGAAAAACAUUUAGAUAAAAUUUUGAAUGUAGAUGAAUUUGUCAAGAGGAUUUAUAGUGUUAUGCAUUCCAAUGAUCCAAUUGCAAAGGCAUUAACUUUAAGAACACUAGGCAGUGUUGCCAGAAUAAUACCUGAAAGGAAGCAUGUUCAUCAUAGCAUACGUAAAUCACUCGACUGCCAUGACUUGGUUCAAGUUGAAGCUGCUAUUUAUGCUGCACAAAUGUUUGCUGCUCAGUCAAAGCAGUUUGCUAUUUUCAUGUGCAGUAAAAUAUCUGAUAUGAUUAGAGGUCAAGCAACUCCAGCAAAAAUGAAAUUGCAGCUUAUACCCAUAUUACAGUACAUGCACCAUGAUAUUUCUACGGCUUCUAUGGCAAACGAAUUAUGUUUGGAGUUACUUGAAAGCUAUCCAGCUGUUGAAUUUUCUUAUGUGACAUUAAGCGCAUCAACUACUUUAGCUUCAGCAACAUUAAUCAAUGUUUCAGAUCAAGUUACCUUACUUUUGCGAUAUUUACGCGACGAUCCCAGAUCAUCAAUAAAAACUCAUGCUCUAAAGCUCCUGCAUUCCCUUGCUGGGAAAGGUGCUCACUUAUGGCCCCAAGGCGCUCUAAAUCAGUUGAUUGAUAGCACAGCAACUCUUCUACAAGAUGGCGCAGAAAAUAUAAAUUUACUUAUAAGAUCGCUAAACGUUAUUGAGGUUUUGAGUGAGAGCCCUGUGACCUGUGAAGCUAACAUAGAGAAAGGGAGCCCUUUGAUUACUCUGUGCUCAAAAGCUUGCUAUUCUCCGAAUCCUAUUGUUGCAGUGAAGGCAGUUACAAUUCUAGCUAGAAUAGCUUGUUAUUGCUAUGAAGAGGGUCUAACUGUUUACGGGGUUCAGGAUGUGGUAUCUUGCCUAGAGUCUUUAAUAAUGUUAUUGGCCCUGGAAGAUAAGUACUUGUACCAACUGAAGGUGUGUCUUCAAUUAACAGUAAAGCUGAGUCAAGCGCAGAGGAGUCACUGCAGCGACUUUGUUGACGCAAUCGGCUCCAGCCUUAUGAAUACGAACCCCUCUAGCAAGCAGAGCAACAGCCAGGAGAUCGCGCUGUGCGAAGCUCUGGGAGCAAUCGGUAGCUUGGGCGAUGACAUAUUGCUCCCUCUCCUUCCUGAUGUUCUCGCGAAGCUUAAGCGAACGUCUCACAAUCAGACCAAGGUAAUGUUGUGUAACUUGCUCUUCCAAAUGGUGGCCGGCGGUUAUGAGUGGAGUAGCGAAUGCUUGGCAGCUGUUAGCGCCGUCAGCAAGUCUGUGGACAACUGGAACAAAUAUCGGAUAGCACGCGGCGCAGCGAGGUACGGUCACCACAAAAUCGCGACGCGCCUGUUCAAGGGCUUGAAGGAGAGCGUCGCCUCGGAGCAGUUGCACUUCUGGCUGCUCGGACUAGAAUUGCUGACGAGCGCGGAGAGCUAUUUAUUAGACGAAAUUGAAAAGGACGGCAACACAGUGAGCAAACUCAACGGGGCCAUCUGCCAGUAUGCAGCUGCCUGCACGUCCUUCAAAGCAGCGACGUCCAACAACAAUCUGCAGUUUGUGUGUGAUUAUGCCAAGCUUCGCUGCGAGUUCCUGCAAGCUCUGGUGCAGCUGCUGCAUUCGUGCCGCUCGUUAUGCACGGCGCCGCCCUACGCGAUCGCCGCCCACGAAGCUCACACGGCCAAGGACGAGUUGCAGCGCUAUGGCCGGGUGACGAGUCAGCUGCGUAAAUCGGUCGAUGAAUUGAAGACUUGUGCCAAUAACUACCACAUGCUUUAUCAGUCUGCCUUUGACGCCGAUCCCGGAACUUUGACCAACAUCAGAGCUCUGCAAGAGCUUUGCUUACUGAUGGCCCAUAGUGUACAACGCGUGUGCGGUGGACCGAUGGUAUCCACCUCGUUCCCACUAGCUGCGGACGGCAAUGCCCACUUCGGCGACACGAUCGAGAUGCAGCAGCUGGCCAAGUGCUGCUCGCGUAUACAAGAGUUGGCACCGGCUGGCGACGCAGGCAAUGAGACCUCCAGUCGUAAAACCAGCGGGGUGAGCCAUCUGCGCGUUGGCAGCCUCAUCUCGCAAGUGCGAUUACUGGCCAGUGGUAAGCUGCGAUUGCCUGUGCCGAGGUUUUUCUUCCAGGCGCUGCAGUCGACAAGCAUCAAGCUAUCGCUCUCGCCGCAGCCCAGGGUCCUCGGCGAGCCGGUGUCAGUGCCGCAGGGUAGCCAGCUAGCCUUGAAGGUCGAAGGCGUGCUGCGGCACGGCAAAAGGCCGUCGUUGUUCCGAUCGGUAGCAGCCGUCAGUAUCAGCAUUUCGACCGCACCACCCUCGAAACUUUGCGCCGAUAAGAAGGAUACAGGAGUGUGUGAACUCGAGCAAAGCAUGGUACCUAGCCGUGAUUUUUUCACUUGCGAGUUUUUGCUAUCGCUGGGUCAGCAAAACAGCACGGUGAGCCUGUGUAGCGCAAACGCUAGCGGCGGUCAACAGCCAACGAGCAGCGGCGGUCAGUAUCAAGUGACCGCAAGCGCUAACAUCGUCGACGAGGUUGGCAACAUUUGGAAGUGCGGUCCGCGAUCGUUGUUACAAGUGCGAGUACAUGAGGAGCCCUCACGGAAAAAGCUUUCGUAGCGUUAAUAAUCUUUAUCGUUGUUGUUUCGUUUAUCAUUAUCAUUAACAUUGUCAUUAUUACUAUCAUCAUCUUUAUUAUUAUUAUUAUUAUUUUUGUAAAUUACGCUAUAUUUGUACGGAAAAAAUAAACAUAAAUUAGUUACUAUUG